This is a messenger RNA of Musca vetustissima, 1383 nucleotides long. Its product is annotated as transcription factor IIIA. The record is from RefSeq and is a predicted model, not a curated record. The transcript has 2 exons. Lineage: Eukaryota; Metazoa; Arthropoda; Insecta; Diptera; Muscidae. The coding region runs from base 1 to 1383 and encodes 460 amino acids. Gene Ontology annotation, biological process: regulation of transcription by RNA polymerase II. Gene Ontology annotation, cellular component: nucleus.
AUGCCGCCUGGUGGCCCACUGAAUUCUGACAGUGAUUUGGAGAGUGUAAUCUCACUGCAAGUAGAAAAACCCAAGUCAAGACGCAAUAGUGUUGCCGAAAGAUACAUCUGUUCGAUUGAGGGAUGUAAACAAACAUUUCGGCGUUUGGAUCAUUUGGACAGACAUGAAUAUAAACACACGGGAAUUAAAAAGCAUGCUUGCCAUUUUGAGGGAUGUGACAAAAUCUAUUCCAUACUGACACAUCUUAAGCGGCACAUACGGACAACCCACGAACGGAAGGUGGAUGUGCCGAAUAAAACAAUACCCUGUGAGGUUGAUACCUGUGACAAAAUGUUCACCAGCUUAACGAAUAUGCAUCGCCAUAUACGCGAAGUGCAUGAGAAUCCCAAGGUAUACAAAUGUCAAUUUUGUGAAAUGAAAUUUAGUCAAAAAUUGAAAAUGCGACGACAUGAAAUCAGCAAACAUACCGGCAUUUAUCCUCACACUUGUGAGAAAUGUUCGAAAGGUUUCUAUCAGAAAUGGCAAUGGGAGAAACAUGAAGAGUCAUGUAAAAUAUAUCCAUGUCUAACGUGUCAUAAGAAAUUCGAAAAAUGGACCCUGUUUCAAAAGCACUGUAAGGAAACACAGCAUACAUGUAAAUAUUACAAAUGUGAAUACUGUGAGAGUGCCUAUGUUAAGCCGAGUGAUUUACAAAAACAUGUUGCUGCUAAACAUAUGGCCGAAGGGGAAAACCAAACCCAAACUGGGGAAUAUAAAUGUCACUACGAGGGAUGUGAUCGCAGCUAUGCCUAUGAAAGAAAUCUUCGCCAACACAUUACAACAAGCCACGAGGGAAAGAAAUUUGAAUGUACCGAGGUGGAUUGUAAACGAGAAUUUAGUUCAUUGCAAAAUCUUCAAAAGCAUGUGCAAAGAGAUCAUGUAUUAAUGGCAAAUAAGAAAAAGAAGGAAAGUAAAACGAAUAAACGUAAAAAACGUAAAGACGCUGGCGUUCCCAAGAUUUCGAAUCUUGCAAAGCUUACGGGUAUCAGUGCAGGUACUGAGUUAAAUAAACGUUUACAAAAUCGUGACACUGAAGCUUUGGCUGAGGUAGCUCAACAAUUGAUAGAGGAGCAACAUGUCGAGGAUUCAUGUUCUGAAUUUGAUGUUAGUGGUGAUCAGAGGAGUGAUGCCAAGACCUCCUUGGUAAAGGAAACCGAAAAUUUUGAGGAGCAAACGACUUCUAUGGAAGUUGGAACUGAAAAGAAUAGAGCUUCCAUCAAAAACUCUACGGAAAAUGAAUCCAUGGAUCAGGGUCCUGAAAUGAACGGAAAUAUUGAGAGUGAUCUUAAUACUGCUGAUUUGAAUUAUGUACUACAAUCGAGUUUGGAUGCAGCAUUAUCUUGA